GUCAACCUCCCCGUCCUCGCGGCGCGUCUCACUUCGCUCACGCCCGGAAGAUAGGAAAAGCAGGAAAAGUAACCAAAAAAAAAGAAGAAACAGAAAUAAGUUCACCCCCCCGCCGAACCACCCCCAGUGUUCCUCCCCCUACGGCGAGCCGAGAAGAAUCCACCCCCUGCGUCCGUCAGAAGGAGACAGGCCGAAUUGCUGGCGGGAAGGGAACCAGGAAACCGAAGAUAACUACCCUAUCAGCACCCACCCCCUGACUGACUGUCUAUGAGGAAAGGGGUUGCGGAGGGAUGCUGUACAACGAGAGCUCCGUCUUCGGCCCCCUGGCCUACGUCGGCGCCAUUCCGGAUGUAGGGCACGUCGAGCAGAUGCAGGAACGUCUCCUGGGGUGGAACGUGCCCCCGGAGCACUUGGAACUGGUCCACCCCCACUGGAGGGGGUUCCUGGCACCCGGCAAGUACUGGCACAUCGGCCUCGCCCUGAUAUACUUCAUGCUGCUGGUGCUCUCCUUCGUGGGGAACGGAUGCGUCGUGUGGAUAUUCACCACGUCGCGCUCCCUCCGCACCCCGUCCAACAUCUUCGUCGUCAACCUGGCGCUCUUCGACCUGCUGAUGGCCCUAGAGAUGCCGAUGUUAAUCGUCAACAGCUUCCUGGAACGGAUGAUGUUCUGGGAGGUGGGCUGCGACGUGUACGCCAUCCUGGGCAGCAUCUCCGGGAUCGGCUCAGCCAUCAACAACGCCGCCAUAGCGUUCGACCGAUACAAGACGAUAUCCUGCCCCAUCGAUGGGAGGCUGAACGGCAAGCAGGCGGGAAUCAUCGUGGCGUUCACCUGGUUCUGGGCACUGCCGUUCUCCGUGUUGCCCAUCACCAAGGUGUGGGGCAGGUACACGACAGAGGGCUUCCUGACGACCUGCAGCUUCGACUAUCUUACGGAGGACCAGGACACGAAGGUCUUCACCGGGUGCAUCUUCGUCUGGGCAUACGCCAUCCCGAUGUGCCUCAUCGUCUACUUCUACUCCCAGCUGAUCAAGUCCGUUCGGCGACACGAGAAGAUGCUUCGUGAACAGGCCAAGAAGAUGAACAUGAAGUCGCUGGUCUCCAACCAGGACAAGGACCGCGGAGUGGAGAUGAGGAUCGCGAAAGUGGCCUUCACGAUCUUCUUCCUCUUCGUCUGUUCCUGGACCCCGUACGCGGUGGUGGCCAUGAUGGGAGCUUACGGGAACAGGGAGAGCCUGACGCCGUUCACGACGAUGAUCCCGGCCCUGUUUGCCAAAGUCGUGUCCUGCAUCGAUCCCUGGGUCUACGCCAUCAACCAUCCAAGGUACAGGAUAGAGCUGCAGAAGAGGUGCCAGUGGAUGGGGAUCCGCGAGCCGGAGCUGCCCCACGAGACCGUGUCGACCACGACGGAGAAGAUAAAGACCGACGAAGCCUAAGCUGGACCUUGAUCUCGAUAUAUCUGGACCACGGGAGGCUGCAUCGCUGCACCACCACCAGCGGUGCAUCCAGGAAUUCCCAACGAAUGACAGGCCAGCUCCUGGGGGAUCGGGCUCGCGAUUGGUCGAGCUCGAUCGACUGUCCCGGGGGUACGUUCUUCUGUAAAUCGAAUUAAAGCCGAAU
Orussus abietinus is the source of this 1617-nucleotide messenger RNA. It is a transcript of the gene Blop, whose product is annotated as opsin, blue-sensitive. The transcript is spliced from 8 exons. Gene Ontology annotation, cellular component: membrane. Gene Ontology annotation, molecular function: G protein-coupled receptor activity. Bases 291 to 1433 code for a protein of 380 amino acids. Gene Ontology annotation, biological process: G protein-coupled receptor signaling pathway; visual perception. Lineage: Eukaryota; Metazoa; Arthropoda; Insecta; Hymenoptera; Orussidae. The record is from RefSeq and is a predicted model, not a curated record.